AUGGCUUUAGCUAUUGGAAAUAAUCCGAAUGAAUAUGAAAUAAUUUCACGUUCAUCACGUGUUGAUUCAGCUAAUAUGAUGGUGGAGAAGAUUCACCUGAUGAUAUUUGUUAUGAGGAAGAAGAAAGUUUUGAUGAACUUAAUGAAGAUAAUCAACAAAAUGGACGAUGCAAAGCACCUAUACCAAAUUUUAAUUCGUUAUGGUUCAAAACGUAUUUCAAUAAUACAAUUUUCACCUAAAGUUGUUUGUGGUCGUUGUCCAGAAGCAAGAAAAAUAGGAGAAAAACAUUGUCUUACAUUUAAAUUUGUUAAAAAUGAAACAAAAUUAAUAAGAAAUAUUCUUGAAGGACAUGGAUUUCGUGAAGUUCAUCCAUCAUGUUCAUAA
Rotaria sp. Silwood2 is the source of this 384-nucleotide messenger RNA. NCBI's taxonomy places the organism in Eukaryota, Metazoa, Rotifera, Eurotatoria, Philodinida, Philodinidae. The record is from the annotation of a GenBank genome assembly.